AUGUCGGAAGAUCAACGAGAAACGACUCCCACAACAGCUCUUAUCAUUUCCGAAUGUGACCCUGAUGCGGAGAAAGAACAAAAGGAUCCAUUUCCGGAGAUUUUUCAAAAAGAUAUUGACAAAUAUGAACGAUUAAUGGAGGCGCUUGCACACAUACGAAAGGAAGCUCUCCUCGCAUAUCACGCAAAUAAAGGCCAAAAGAGAAGACUCAGACAACAUCUAAGUCAAGCCAAGCUUUUUAUUAGCGAAUAUCGAAAAGAGCUUCAACCAUCAUCUAUGCCCAUAAAAGAGAAACGUGUAAGAAAAGAAGAAACGAAGGAUUCCAUGCUUCCCAAGGAUGUUUUG
Molecule: messenger RNA, 345 nt
Organism: Mesorhabditis belari
Lineage: Eukaryota; Metazoa; Nematoda; Chromadorea; Rhabditida; Rhabditidae
Source: the annotation of a GenBank genome assembly